Messenger RNA from Dentiscutata erythropus, 3042 nucleotides. Lineage: Eukaryota; Fungi; Glomeromycota; Glomeromycetes; Diversisporales; Gigasporaceae. The record is from the annotation of a GenBank genome assembly.
AUGAUAGAGUCAAUAAGACUAUUCACCUUUUCAACGCUGGUAAAUUGGCAUCUAUGUGUAUUCCCGUUAGGAAAAUAUGAUAAUUCGGACGUCAAAAAGAUUAUUUCUAUCAAUAUGAAGCUGCCACUAAGUGAGCAUGAACUCACUAGUCUCUUUAAUGAUUUUCAAAGUGCACAGAAAGAACGAAUAAAAAUCAAACAACAAGCAAACUUUGUUUUCGAGUCUCAAAGUUCAGGUGCACAAAGCGCCAAGCCAUUAGAAGAACUUGAAGAUGAACAUCAAAAGAUGUAUUUGAGUAAAAUAAAUUUGGCUGAAAAAUAUCAAUUCGCUCGUCAAUUAUUUCAUUUGGUGCAUAAUCAUGAUCGAAUGAGCCAAUCGGGACUUCCCGCAGACCCUUAUGUAGAAAAGAUAGAGAAGACUGUUAAAAGGAUUUCAAGUAUGGAGUUUAAAGAUAUCAGUAUAAAGGAGGAUGCCUGGCAAAAAAGCAUGCAAAAGUUGGACUGGGAUUUACUGGAUACGUCGACAUCAAUUCGUGGAAUGGCCGAUAUUUUUAUAAGAAGCGAGAAUGAUAAUCUUAUUACAAUGUGGUAUUGGGAACUUAAAAAUGGCUUGAUUGAUGCAUGUAAAUGUCGACCUCUUUGUAAAUUGUCGUCUGCAUCAGUCAAUUUAUUAUAUGAUAUCGUUGCAUAUGAUAUCACAUACACUUCUGGAAUAGCACAUGACAAAAAAAAUACAUCAAAAGUACUGAAGUUUAGCACAAGACAUCGAGGGCGUUGUUUGCUUGUUUCUAUAAUAAGAGAAGAUCCAAAAACAGGAUCAGGCACUGAACCGGAUUCUAAUUAUGACAUAAAAUUUGAUCAUCCCCUUGUUUUAUCAACUAUCAAAUUUCGUGAGAUGAUUCAAAUAAUUACUACUUCAGUUCUCAAUCCUGCCGUAUUUAGUAGUGGAAGUACUCGGAUCUCUUAUCUAAAAGCAGCGGUGGUAUUAAACAAGCCCGACGAAAUGAAAAUAACUCCCGAUCACAUAUAUGGUGGCAUUCCAGUAUUCAGACCAACCUGGGACCAAUUCAAAGAUUUCAGGGCGUUUGUAGCCGCGGUAAAACAUUAUGGCUAUGAUUCAGGUAUUAUAAAAAUAAUACCGCCGGAAGAAUGGAAAAAAACACUUCCAAAUGAUUAUUCUCGGCAAUUAAGCAAGAUUUCAAUCAAAACUCCAUGCCAACAAAUGGUUAUGCGUGAUACUACGGUCGGAUACUACGUCGUCCGAAAUAUAGAAAGUGAUAAGACCUACACCGUUAAAGAAUGGGCUGAAUUAUGCGAAACAUCAAAAUAUGCUACUCCACCUCCCAAGAUGAAAAGCUCUUCUUCCAAAUCGUCUCAACGAAAAAGUAAUAAUUAUGGAAAGGUCCCUACAAACCAUUCGCCUAAAAAACGUAGCACAUCCAGUCAAUCACCACCCGGGACACCACCACGUACGAAGAAACGUGCUCCAGAAAUUACUCAGACUCCUCCCGAGACACCACCAAAAGUUUGUACGCCAGGAUCAAGCAAGGUUAUUACUAUGAUCUCCGACUUGUCACUACCUGAGCAAGCUAGCAUGACCGACUCGUUUGUAGAUAAUGAUUUUUCAUUACAAGACUACACUGAUGGCAGUGAAAUUGAAGAGGAAGAAGUUGUGCUCACUUCUGGACAAGUGACUACCGAAUUCCUGCAGCAAAUGCCUGAAUUACAAGCUGCAAUGCCGUCUACAAUCACACAUACUGUAGGACCUUUAUCUGAACCUACCAUGAAACCUAUAAAAACAGAAGAAUCGAAUAUGGAUUUUGAAAAUUUUGAUUAUCGUUCGGUCAACAGGCGACCGUUUAAUGAUGAUGAAUAUAUUAAAGAACUUGCUGUUUAUUAUUGGAAGAAUGUGACAUAUACCCCACCCUAUUAUGGUGCGGAUAUGGCAGGUACUCUAUUUACUGAUACGACCAAGUCAUGGAAUGUAAAUUGCCUCGAUAACUUGUUGAAUACUAUCGACCCGAUUCCUGGUGUAAAUGAUGCAUACCUUUACUUUGGAAUGUGGAAAGCAUGUUUCCCAUGGCAUGUCGAGGAUAAAGAUUUAUAUUCUAUUAAUUAUAUCCACUUCGGUGCACCAAAGCAUUGGUAUGCUAUAUCUCCAAAACGAGCUGACAAAUUUGAACAGCAUAUGAGAGAGUUUCUUGUUUCGCCUUCUGCUCUCGACCGUGCUCCAAUUCUUUACAACCGCGUUGUUCAACGAGAGGGAGAAUUUAUCAUAACCUUCCCUCGAGGAUACCAUUCAGGAUUCAAUUUAGGAUUUAACUGUGCAGAAAGUGUUAACUUUGCCUUCGAAGACUGGAUUGAGAUCGGAAUUAGAGCAAAAUCAUGCGCAUGCCGCCCGGAUUCUGUCCGAAUUGAUGUCCGAGCUCUCUUUGUGGCCUCGGUUGCCGCACAUUCAAAAAAGACAAAGAUUAAAUUAUCUUCUGAUUCUGUUGGUUCUACAUCAACCAAAAUUGUACUUUCUCCGAAAAAGGGUAGAUUGAAAUCUCACCCGAAUAAAGCAGUUUACAUUCACCAGUGCUAUUUAUGUCCAAAUAAAUACAGUUAUGACGAAGAAACAUUGGAAGGAGGUGAAUUUGAGCUUAUAUCCAACGGCGAUGGCAGUCAAUAUGCUCAUGGUUUAUGUGCAAUGUUUGUUCCAGAAACAUGGAUUGCGAGUACAGAUGGCUCAAUGACUGAUUGUAAAAUUAUUGAAACAGAAUCUAUACCUGCAUACCGGUUUGAAACGGAAUGCCAGGUUUGUCAUAGCAAAGCAGGUGCAUGUGUUCAGUGUCAAGAGGCUGGUUGUACAAAGAGCUUUCAUGUGUCAUGUGGAGACAGUGAUGGGAAUCAAUUCAAAGGAAUUGACUUAGAAGGUCAAAUAUAUUAUGUGAUCUAUUGUAAAACGCAUCAAAAGGAUCAUGCUGCUAUUAUGGACAUUUUAGGUAUGGACGAUGAAGAGGAGGUUUCAGACUCUGAAGAAUUUAAUGCCAUGGAGUUGGAU